AUGUUGUCCCGCCUAUUCACUGUCCCCGCCAUUCUCUUGGCUACCCUCGGAUCCGCCGCUACAUUGGCGCCGAGGGAGGAGAGCGCAUGUCAGCGCGUGUGCUGCGACGCCCUUGUUCAAUCAACUUCCAGAGGAUUAGUUGGCAUCAAUUGCAACCGCGGUGGCAUUGACUGCGGUUUCAGUGGCCAGAUUGCUUCCUGUUGUGCAGCAAUCGUCCCAGUUGGAGCAAGGCAAGGUACUGGAGUCCAGUGCCAGCGAGGAAACUAG
Beauveria bassiana ARSEF 2860 is the source of this 267-nucleotide messenger RNA. RefSeq lists its product as uncharacterized. The coding region runs from base 1 to 267 and encodes 88 amino acids. The record is from RefSeq and is a predicted model, not a curated record. The transcript has 3 exons. Lineage: Eukaryota; Fungi; Ascomycota; Sordariomycetes; Hypocreales; Cordycipitaceae.